GACGGAUCGUUUCCUUUUCAAAUGCGUUGAUUUUUUUCUGAAGAAGUCUCAAUUUUUUUUCCUUCAGAUUGAAGAUCGAUCGAUCAUCAUUUUCUCCACCAAACUGGAACUCAACCCAUAAAGAUUGAGGAGAAAACGAUCUUUAUAAUCGAUCGAAAUCAAAUCAUAGAUACAGAGCUGUUGGUGUAUAUAUUAUACGCAUAAAGAUCAAUUCAGUCUACAGGUAGAAACGAAUUUCGAAAAUUUGUGUAAAUCAGGUUAGAAAAAGUGAUGGCGGUAGGCGGCGUUGGUGUUGCCGGCGAAGAAGCACGGAGGGCACAUGCAGCGAUGACAAUGGUACAACUUUUCGCUGGAGGAUCCCAUGUGAUCACCAAAGUAGCUCUAAAUUUUGGAGUUAGCCGGCUUGUUUUCUGUGUGUAUCGUGACGUCCUUGCCCUCUUAAUCCUUGCUCCCAUCGCCUACUUCCGUGAAAAGAGAACCAGACCACCUAUAACUAAGCGUUUCCUCUUGUCAUUCUUCUUCCUUGGGUUAACCGGGAUAUUUGGGAACCAGCUUUUGUUUCUUUUUGGUCUUGGCUACACAACUCCAACAUAUGCUGCAGCUGUACAACCAUCAAUCCCUGUCUUUACUUUUAUAUUCGCUACAAUUAUGGGUACAGAAACGGUGAAUUUACUCAGAACUGAAGGUCAGGCUAAGGUUGGAGGUACAUUUGUUUGCGUUUGUGGUGCCAUCUUCAUGGUUAUGUUUCGAGGACCAGUUUUAUUCGGGAAUUCUGAAAAUGACCUUGGGACACAUAACGAAAUUAGUGCAAGGGGUCAACCAGAGCCUGCUGGAUGGCUGUUAUCUAUAUUUAUUGGUCUCGGGUUUGACAACUGGCACCUUGGUGUCCUAUGCUUAAUAGGGAACUGCAUGUGCAUGGCAGCCUUUCUAGCUAUUCAGGCUCCAGUAUUGGCCAGGUAUCCUGCAAGCCUGUCAGUUACAGCAUACUCGUACCUUUUCGGUGUCAUUUUUCUGGUAUCAACAGCAUUCUUGAUGAACAACGAGUCAACAGACUGGAGCUUGACAGAAUCUGAGUUUUGGGCAGUACUUUAUGCUGGAACCAUUUCAUCUGCGUUAAAUUAUGGACUUUUGACAUGGUCCAACAAGAUCCUUGGACCUGCUUUGGUUGCACUUUAUAAUCCACUCCAACCUGCGGCAUCUGCUUUUUUGUCAAGAAUUUUCCUCGGAAGCCCAAUAUAUAUGGGAAGCAUUGUAGGAGGAUUCUUGAUCAUAUCAGGGCUUUAUCUGGUGACUUGGGCAACAUAUCGUGAAAAACAACAGGCGGCUUUGGGUGGUCGCCAUCCUCGGGCAUCAGAGUCACCGUUGAUAGGUCACAUUCUCUCUGGAACUCCAACCUCGUUACCAAAGAUCAUGGAUUGAAUCAGGUGCAAAAUCUUGAUUUCUUACUCAAAUUAUUGGUUCUAGGACUAGUACGAAAAAUACCCGAGUAGGAAUUUUCAUCUUUAGGAUUAUACAAAUUGUUGAACGUGAUGUAUAUCUUCAUUCACGUCGACGCUAACCAUACAUUAUAUCUUCCUUUAAAAUCAUGAGACGGGUACUUUUGUUAUAUUACAUUAUUGCCUUCGACAUUUUAACGUUGUCUAAAUCAAUUCAGUCAGACUUUUUGGUUUUCAAAUACGUCUGUAAUAUGUUGUAUAUUUGUUAA
This is a messenger RNA of Cynara cardunculus var. scolymus (artichoke), 1705 nucleotides long. Its product is annotated as WAT1-related protein At4g19185-like. The record is from RefSeq and is a predicted model, not a curated record. The transcript has 7 exons. NCBI's taxonomy places the organism in Eukaryota, Viridiplantae, Streptophyta, Magnoliopsida, Asterales, Asteraceae. The coding region runs from base 271 to 1419 and encodes 382 amino acids. Gene Ontology annotation, molecular function: transmembrane transporter activity. Gene Ontology annotation, cellular component: plasma membrane.